This is a messenger RNA of Acipenser ruthenus (sterlet), 2586 nucleotides long. Its product is annotated as beta-parvin. The record is from RefSeq and is a predicted model, not a curated record. Lineage: Eukaryota; Metazoa; Chordata; Actinopteri; Acipenseriformes; Acipenseridae. Bases 165 to 2186 code for a protein of 673 amino acids. Gene Ontology annotation, molecular function: actin binding. Gene Ontology annotation, cellular component: cytoplasm; actin cytoskeleton; lamellipodium. The transcript has 24 exons. Gene Ontology annotation, biological process: substrate adhesion-dependent cell spreading; actin cytoskeleton organization; lamellipodium assembly.
UCUUUCUUUUUUCUACGUCGUUUUUCCCUGUUCUUUAAAUGACUUUACGUGUAUUUGUCUUACCUUUGUGGUGUGCUGCAUCCCCUUCCUGCCGCUCGGGGAGGCUGCUCCUUUACAAAACGGAUUUCGUGUUAUUGUUUUGGUUGGGUUGAAACGAGAAUAGCAUGUCUAGUUCGACUCCAAUACGAUCACCGACCGUGCAGUCUAACAGCAAGAUGAAAAAGGAGGAGUCGUUCCUGGGCAAGUUGGGAGGCACCUUAGUGAGGAAGAAAAAAUACAAAGAAGUGAGCGACCUGCACGAAGAGGGAAAGAAUGCCAUCAACUCUCCUCUCCAGCCCUCCAGCAUAGACAUCCACCCGGAGGACACCAUGCUCGAAGAGAACGCAGAAAGAAGUAUGAUUGACCCCACCUCAAAAGAAGAUCCCAAGUUUAAAGAACUGCUUCGGGUUUUGAUUGACUGGAUUAAUAACGAGCUGGAGGAAGACAGAAUCAUCGUGAAGGACCUGGAGGAGGAUCUGUAUGAUGGACAGGUGUUGCAGAAGCUGUUUGAGAAGCUCUCGGGGUGCAAGCUGAACGUAGCUGAAGUGACCCAGUCGGAAAUCGGUCAGAAGCAGAAGCUGCAGACGGUUCUGGAGGCCGUGAACGAGCUGCUGCGUCCCAACGGCUGGUCCAUUGAGUGGAGCGUGGAUUCUAUCCACUGUAAAAACCUGAUCUCUAUCGUGUACCUCCUGGUGGGUCUGGCCAUGCAUUUCCAGGCUCCCAUCCGACUCCCAGAGCGCGUUUCUGUGCAGCUGGUCGUUGUGAAGAAAAGAGAAGGCCUGCUUCAGUCAUCGCAUGUCACCAAGGAGCUCACCACCACUACAGAGAUGAUGAUGGGGAGAUUUGAAAGAGAUGCUUUUGAUACUCUGCUUGACCAUGCUCCUGAUAAACUCAGCGUUGUUAAAAAGUCUCUUAUCACCUUUGUGAACAAGCACCUAAACAAACUGAACCUGGAGGUGACCGAGCUGGAGACACAGUUUGCAGAUGGGGUAUACCUGGUUUUGCUGAUGGGAUUGCUGGAGGAUUACUUUGUCCCCCUGCACAACUUCUUUUUGACUCCGGAGAGUUUUGAGCAGAAGGUUCUUAAUGUUUCCUUUGCCUUUGAGCUGAUGCAGGACGGAGGGCUGAAGAAACCUAAAGUACGCCCUGAAGUUUCAGAAAGAAUGGAUCUGGACUAUUCUGAAAUCUUUGCCCAGGCUUCCAUAGAAACCAAACCUUCAGAAGAUAUUAAAGGUUUUUUAGGUGAAAAAAGAAAGAUAAUUCAGCCCCAGUCCCUAAGGGAUCCAAAACUUGAAGAACUAAAAACGUUUCUGAUUGACUGGAUCAAUGGAUCCCUGCACCAGGAGCACAUUGUGGUGAAGAGCCUGGAGGAGGAUCUUUUCGAUGGGCUCAUACUGCAUCACCUCCUCGCAAGAUUAGGGGAUGUUAAAUUGGAUGUAGAAGAAAUAGCCCUGACUGCCACUGCUCAGAAACGCAAGCUCUGUGUUGUAAUGGACGCCCUGAAGCAGAAGCUGAGGCUGCCAGAGGAAGCCAUGCAGAAGUGGAGUGUGGAGUUAAUCCAUAGCCGGGAUUUGCUGGCUACCUUGCAUCUCUUGGUUGCCAUGGCAAAGCAUUUCAAACCAGAGCUGGAGCUGCCGGCCAGUGUGUCUGUGGAAGUGCUUCUCCUGGAGGUUAGCAAAAAUGGAAUCAAGUCAGAAAAAAUGAUUGAAUACAUUACAGACCAAGGUGUUGUUGCCGAAGAGGACACGAGUAAUCCUAUGGAUGAGCUGCUAAAACUGGGAGCACAGAAAGUGAACACGGUGAAGCAGGCUAUUUUGCACUUUGUGAACAAGAACCUGUUCAACCUGGGGUUAUCAGUGAGCAGCAUGGACAGCCAGUUUUCUGAUGGAGUGAUUCUGAUUUUACUGAUCGGGCAGCUGAACGGCUAUUUUGUUCAUCUCAACGACUUCUGUUUCAGUCCAACCACCACCUCAGAAAUGCUCCAGAAUGUGUCUCUAGCGCUGGAGCUGUUAAAGGAUCAGGGGCUGCUGCAGCAUCCCGUCGCCCCCGAAGUAGAUAUCGUUUCCCAGGAUGUGAAAGCAACUCUGAGUGUUCUGUACGCCUUGUUUAAAAAAUACAAGAACAAGGGCAGAGCUGAGGAUUCAUGAUACAAUCAUAGAAGUGCUGCAGACAGCCCCAGUCACCGGAGUGGAGCGGAUUGGAAAUACAUUCAGAAACAUUUUAAACACGGGUACCUUGGGUCCUCAGAAAAGGAACUGCUUCAGUGAACCACACCAUAGCUUACAGAGAUCAAGCCUGCAUGCACAAAGCUGCACUGGGAGCCUUCGCUGACGUGAACCUGGAAAUAAUCGCUGCAAAUUCUAUAUAUAAAAGAAGAGUCCUUACCUGAUUGGACUAGUUUCAAGAGCGUUCUUGCUGUCAUAAACCAAACCUUUUUAUUUCUAUUUAACUAUGGUCAUUGUUCCGUGUUUUUAAAUGUAAUACCUGUAUAUACAUUUAGUUUAAACACAUACAAAAAAACUUUAAUAUAAACAUUGUUUCUAUUUA